Helobdella robusta is the source of this 1095-nucleotide messenger RNA. RefSeq lists its product as hypothetical. Bases 1 to 1095 code for a protein of 364 amino acids. Gene Ontology annotation, molecular function: rRNA (cytosine-N4-)-methyltransferase activity. The record is from RefSeq and is a predicted model, not a curated record. The transcript is spliced from 5 exons. NCBI's taxonomy places the organism in Eukaryota, Metazoa, Annelida, Clitellata, Rhynchobdellida, Glossiphoniidae. Gene Ontology annotation, biological process: rRNA base methylation.
AUGUUGCUGAAGUUUGCAGCUAAGUUUGUAGAAAGAAGAAGAUACUCGACAAAAAGUGAAUUGUUGAGUUUCAAUUGUAAUAAUAAUAAUAAUAAUGCAAUUGUAAGACACGUACCAGUGAUGAAGCAUGAAGUCGUCAGGCUGUUCAAGGAAAACAGUUGCAAAAACAUUUUGGAUUUGACAUUUGGGGGAGGUGGGCACACUGGAGCUCUCUUGAGAGAGAUUCCUGGUGCAGUUGUUUAUGCACUGGAUAGAGACCCUGAUGCCCACAAAACUGCAGUGACGAUGGCAUCAACUGAGACAAGAUUAAAACCUUUGUUAGGAAAGUUUAGUGAAGUGAAAGAUGUGUUGUACAAAACCUAUGGUGUUCAAUCAUUAGAUGGUGCAUUGUUGGAUGUUGGAGUGUCGUCGAUGCAGUUCGAUGAGGUUGAUCGAGGGUUUGCAUUGAGUGCUGAUGGUCCUCUCGAUAUGAGGAUGGAUAAGGACAGAGAUGCUACCCAGCUGACAGCAUACGACGUGGUGAACCACAUGAGUGAAGCCAAUUUGUUUCUGAUUAUAAAGAAGUAUGGUGAGGAGAAGAAUGCAAGGUUCAUAGCUCGAAGCAUCGUUGAUCAUCGAUAUGCACAUGGGGCCAUUAGAUCCACCACUCAACUGGCAGCCAUCAUUGCUAAUUGCUUUUCAAAUCAUGAUUACAAGCAAGACAAACUGCAGAGACCUGCACACGUUGCCACUAAAACUUUCCAAGCCAUCAGAAUAUUUGUGAAUAAUGAAUUGAAUGAACUGAACCAGGCCCUGCUAAAUGUUCACAGUUUGUUGGUUCCGGGAGGUCUGUGCGUUGCCAUAUCCUUCCAUUCACUGGAGGAUCGAAUUGUCAAGAGACAUUUUCACGGCAUUGAUAUGAGAGAAGAUCUUUGCCUUAGCAUUAGAGAUAGGGCGAGACGAAACUUGGAUCGAGAUGAAAUAGAAAGUAUCGUUAAGAAGAACUGGGUGGUGGAAAACAAAAAGAUCAUUGUUCCAUCAGAUAAAGAGGUCACGUCAAAUCCUCGUUCAAGGUCUGCCAAAUUAAGAUACGCAUUCAAAGCACGUUUAAAAUAA